This is a messenger RNA of Lonchura striata (white-rumped munia), 2232 nucleotides long. It is a transcript of the gene ST7L, whose product is annotated as suppression of tumorigenicity 7 like. Lineage: Eukaryota; Metazoa; Chordata; Aves; Passeriformes; Estrildidae. The record is from RefSeq and is a predicted model, not a curated record. Gene Ontology annotation, molecular function: protein binding.
AUGGCGGAGGGCAGCGGCGGCAGCGGCGGCAGCGGCCGGGGGCCGCCGUGCCCCGGGGCGGCCUCGGCGUUCCGGCGCUGGGAGCAGCUGCGGCGGCGGGCUGCGACGCCCUGGGCCCGCGGGCUGCUGGCCGCGGCCGCCGGGCUCGGGCUCCUGUACGCGGUGCUGCGGGUGCCUCUGCGCCUCCGGGACGGGCUGGCGGCCGUGACUGUGUUCUUAAGCACUUUGACUCCAAAAUUCUACUUUGCCCUUACAGUAACUUCAUCUUUUAUAUCUGGACUGAUAUUUGUGUUUGAGUGGUGGCAUUUCCGCAAAUACGGCACAUCGUUCAUUGAGCAGGUUUCUGUGAGCCACUUGAGGCCCCUCAUUGGGGGUGCAGAGAGCAGCCCCCCAGCCCCAGCAGCUUUCUCGGCGGGGGAGAAUGACACCAGCAGGCAGAACAUGCCAGAGUGCAAAGUGUGGCGAAAUCCUCUCAAUCUUUUCAGAGGGGCAGAGUAUAGCAGGUACAUGUGGGUGACUGGGAAGGAGCCUCUGACUUACUAUGACAUGAAUUUGUCUGCUCAGGAUCAUCAGACCUUUUUCACAUGUGACACGGAUGCCCUUCGGCCUUCAGACACAGUUAUGCAGAAAGCAUGGCGAGAGAGGAACCCGCAAGCCCGGAUUAAAGCAGCAUAUCAAGCUCUAGAGUUGAACAAUGAUUGUGCUACUGCAUAUGUCCUCUUGGCUGAAGAAGAAGCAACAACUAUUGUGGAUGCUGAGAAAUAUUUCAAACAGGCUCUGAAAGCAGGAGAAAUGAUCUACAGAAAAUCUCAGAACUGCCAUUCCCAGAGCCCCCAGCAUGAAGCACAGCUGAGAAGAGACACCAAUGUGUUGGUGUAUGUGAAAAGGAGACUAGCUAUGUGUGCCAGGAAACUUGGAAGAAUACGAGAAGCAGUAAAAAUGAUGAGAGAUUUGAUGAAAGAGUUUCCACUUCUCAGUAUGCUGAAUAUCCAUGAAAACCUCCUAGAGGCCCUUCUGGAGUUACAGGCUUAUGCAGAUGUCCAGGCAGUUUUAGCCAAGUAUGAUGAUAUCAGUCUUCCCAAAUCAGCAGCAAUAUGUUACACAGCAGCUCUGCUAAAAGCCAGAGCUGUUUCAGAAAGGUUCUCCCCAGAAACUGCCUCAAAGAGAGGACUUAGUACAGCAGAAAUUAAUGCUGUGGAAGCAAUUCACAGAGCUGUGGAAUUUAACCCUCAUGUUCCUAAGUAUUUGCUAGAAAUGAAAAGCCUAGUGCUGCCUCCAGAGCACAUUCUGAAGCGAGGGGACAGUGAGGCAGUAGCAUAUGCUUUUUUUCACCUCCAGCACUGGAAGAGGAUAGAAGGGGCUCUAAAUCUGCUGCACUGCACAUGGGAAGGCACAUUUAGGAUGAUCCCAUACCCAUUAGAGAAAGGACAUCUUUUCUAUCCCUACCCAAGCUGCACAGAAACAGCAGAUAGAGAACUGUUGCCAACAUUUCAUGAAGUCUCCGUUUACCCCCAGAAGGAGCUUCCCUUUUUCAUCCAUUUCACAGCAGGCCUGUGUUCCUUUUCAGCCAUGCUGGCCCUCCUUACUCACCAGUUCCCUGAGCUGAUGGUCAUUUUUGCAAAAGCUGUGCUGCGGGUGCUGUGGCCAGUGAGUGCUCCCAGUGUUCUGGCCUCCAGCUGAAUGGACUGCGCCAGGUGCUUUGGGACUCUUCUUUCAGCCUUCAUCUUCACUGUUGAACGCAUUGAGGACCUGCUGCUGUCCAGCCCCUGGCAUCAGCUGACUAGUGUGACUGGCUAGUGUAUUUUCCAUGAUAGUUUGAUUUUAUUCUUACGAGCCUCACUUGGUUGUUGGCUAACCCUCAGUGGUGGGAACCAAGGAAGAAAUCUGGGCUCUUUAAACUGAUAUCCUUGACCAGCUUCCAUGCUGAUGGUGCUUAACAUGUGAAUUUCUUCUUUGGCCUUAAUCUGUAAUCAUCUAAGAAAAUAGGUCUUGUUGAGCAAUAGUUUAUUGCUCUCUAAAUCACUUGGACAACUGGAAGCUCAUACUUCCUCUGUAAAAAAGGAGAAUACACAAACUGAGCAGGUGUUUGGAGUACUGAUGCUUCCUUCUCAGCUGCAGAUGCAUCAGAUACUUGGCUUAGAUUUAAUUUCAUAAGCCUUUUUCAAAAUAUUUGUUAACAGCAAAGUAUGGUUCUGCUUUCUUUAUUAAAAGGUUGCUACUUAACACAUUGAA